This is a messenger RNA of Penicillium taxi, 456 nucleotides long. RefSeq names its product MAPEG family protein. Gene Ontology annotation, molecular function: glutathione transferase activity; glutathione peroxidase activity. Gene Ontology annotation, cellular component: membrane; nuclear envelope; endoplasmic reticulum. The record is from RefSeq and is a predicted model, not a curated record. NCBI's taxonomy places the organism in Eukaryota, Fungi, Ascomycota, Eurotiomycetes, Eurotiales, Aspergillaceae. The transcript has 3 exons. The coding region runs from base 1 to 456 and encodes 151 amino acids.
AUGGUCUCAAUCAUUAUCCCUAGCAACUAUGGAGCCGUGAUCGCCGUCGCUCUCGGUUUCAUCCCCGUUCUUGGCUUUAUUCAUGGCAACAUCACCGGUUCAUUGCGCAAGGUUGCCAAUGUCCCCUACCCACACACAUACGCAACAGUUCAGCAAUGCAAGGAAAAUCCUUCUGCCGAGAAAUUCAACUGCGCCCAGCGUGCUCACGCCAACUUUACUGAGAAUGCCGCCCAGACUAUGCUUUUCACCCUUGUUGCUGGAGUGAAGUAUCCUCAGCUUGCUACUGGCCUUGGUUUAGCUUGGGUUGUGCUUCGAUCGUUGUUCUUGUACGGAUAUGUGUAUUCGGGAAAGCCUAAUGGUAAGGGCCGUUAUAUUGGUAUCUUCUUUUGGUUCGCGCAGGCUGGAUUGUGGGGACUGAGUGUCUUUGGUGUUGCUCGGGAACUCCUUUCUUUUUAA